Cydia amplana is the source of this 2475-nucleotide messenger RNA. RefSeq lists its product as uncharacterized. The record is from RefSeq and is a predicted model, not a curated record. The transcript has 19 exons. NCBI's taxonomy places the organism in Eukaryota, Metazoa, Arthropoda, Insecta, Lepidoptera, Tortricidae. The coding region runs from base 1 to 2475 and encodes 824 amino acids.
AUGAAGCCGAGCCGCAUACAAGGAGAAGUUAAGCCUGCUGUAUCGUUUGAAAUAAGCCGACGAAGCUCCGAAGAUAUGACUCCACAUCCACAACCAUCGACCCUAGGAUGCAAAGUGUCGUCCAAAUUGUCUGCUCCCCAGUGCGGCCGGCGCACACAAGCUCUAGGGUUGAAGACCUGCGCUGAUAAACUCUGCACACACAGGCCAGCCAGCCUCCCCGGUUCUCCUAAGCAUCGAACGAAAUCGGAAGAGGGCAGAAAAUCUGCUACUGCUAGUCUAACAAGUCAUUCAAGAAAUUCUUCGGCGCAGUCAUUGAUUAGUGAUUUUGAAAAAUCAGAGUCUGUUACUGCCCCGGGAAAAGGAGAAUAUAAAGACCUUCCACGAGGUGUUAAGAUCAAACAUUUGCGGCUCAUGGCGAAAAAACGACAGGAGAUCUUACAAGUACAGAAACUGGUGACUCACCAUCAAAACUCGUACAUAAAGCUUUACAGUCAAAUAAAAGAUCUAGAGGCAAAGUCCGGCAUCCACUCAGGCGACUGCCUCGGCAAAAUGCGCGUUCUGACAAUGGAUGGGUGGUCGUCUCAUGACCUGUUGAUGUUGGUGCAGGAUCCAACUGGUCAUAAAAGGACAAACGCCAGCUCUACUGUACUAGGUUCGGCAGCAGUCGAAGGAUUAAGGUUCGAAUUGUUUACAAUCCCAAAAGAGGUUGCCGAUUUGGGUAACGACAUAUUGACGCGACGCUUAAAACUUUUGGAAUAUUAUCGUAAUCGCAUGUCAGACAAGAAAAUUAGUAAUGAAUUUGAAGCAGAGACUGAAGUGAUUCACAAAAUGAUAAACGAGACUUCGAAGCGUUUGGAGGACAAAGUAAAGCGCAUCAUGAACAUCGCUAAAGCAGCUUGGGAAGAUCGUGGUAAUUUGGUAAAAAAAAUAGAGCAAUUGAACAAAAAGUUGUCUAGUUACAAAGGAUACGAACCUAUGGUGAAAAAUGAUAUAGGAGAUAGAGUCCCCACCGUCCCCAGUGUAAAAUUCGACACAAGUAGCACGGACUUGCAGGAUCUAAAAGAGAAACUGAACAAGGAGCGCGCCGCCCGCGAGUCCCUGAAGCACAUGGUGGCCACGGCGGAGGGUUUACUGCGCACGGCGCGCGCGCGCAUCACGGCGCUGGAGCGCGAGCUCAAGACCACGCAGAAGCAGAUGCAGGCCACCGCGCGCAAGAACAAGGAAUACGAGUUACUCCAACGUUCUCGUCAAACAAGCUUUGGCGUGCGUUCUAAGAAAUUGGAGAAGGAGUCUAAAACUGGAGAAGUCACUAUCGAGCAGUUGACCCUGCAGCGGAAUGCACUAGAAUUAAGGGUCACAGAGCUACAAGAGCAAAUCAAAUCGAUAACCGAGGAGUACGAGGCUCGCGAGUCGAACUUCCGGAACAACUUUGACCGGCUACAGGAGAAGCUGGAUGAGCAGGAAAAAGAUAAGAUAAGAGCAGAGGCUCGUGUGAUGGAUCUAGAACAACGGAUAAAAGAUGUACACGACGAAUAUAGACAGCUCUUGGAACAAUCCGAUAAACUUGUGAAAAUGAGCAGCGAGAAGUGCCUCGAUUACUUGCCGCGCAAAGAACAUGAACCUUCACUAACCGAAGCGGAGUUAUGGAAGGAUCUAGAAGCUGCUAAAAAGAGAUUAGAGCAAGUCACAGCUGAGCUGAGACAGAGCCGUGAAGACAAAGAAAGCUUAUUAAACUCCUUGGCCAAAAUAGCGCAAGAAAGCUCCGAGAAUAACAUGGCUAACGAACUAUUACUGAGGGAGCAAAAAAAUUUUAGACUCCAACAGGUUAUUCAAGAACUAAAGCAAAGGAUUAAAUCAAUGAAUGAAAAAUUAGCACAAAAAGACCGUCAGAUUAUUUCACUGAAUAUGGAAGCUUCUCGAACAGAUUACGAGUGUUGUAGUAAGAAUACCCACGAUAACAACGAUCUUCAUUUAGAGUUGAAGGUUAUAGAGUUAUCUGCGCAAGUUGCGAAGCUGACGCGCGAACGCGAGUCGCUGGUGAGUGCUGCAAUGUCGCGCGCGCUGAUGCUGGAGCGGCACGAACGCUGCGCGGAGCUGUUCGCGCACGUCACGCGCGCGCGCCGGGACAUAGUCGCGCAGCUCGAGAGCCAACGGGAACGGCCGCACAGUGAAACCGAUGCUAAACUGCCGAGCUCCCUGUCGCCGGUGUGCCUGAAAGCCGCAGAGACGUGGUCGGAGCUGCGGUCGGACCGCGAGCGCAUGCUGCAGCUGCAGGAGUUGGUGGCCUCGCAGAACCAGCAGCUGAACCGCGAGCGCCGCGUGCGCAACCACCUCGAGCAGCGCCGCGCCAUCCUUGAGCGCCUUUUCCUCAACCGCUCCAAUUCCAGACAGUACAUCGCGGCGGAGAACGUGGCUUCGUAUCUCGGAACUUCGUCUUAUUUGACAAAAGAUGCUUUUCAUAUUGGUGAAUCGUGA